Molecule: messenger RNA, 1730 nt
Organism: Rattus rattus (black rat)
Lineage: Eukaryota; Metazoa; Chordata; Mammalia; Rodentia; Muridae
Gene: Layn
Product: layilin
Molecular function (GO): hyaluronic acid binding
Source: RefSeq, a predicted model, not a curated record
UGCAGCUUCCUUGGUUGCAGUUGUCCAAAGCAGUCGCCGGCUUGCCCACUUCUCUGCCUUAGUCCCGGAGUGUCAGGAGGCACUGGAGUCCAGCCAUGCAACCCGGAGCAGCGCUGCAGGCCAUGUUGCUGACGGUGCUGCUGGCCAAACCGAGGGAUUCGAAGGGUCACUUGCUGAGCGGUGAACUUGGACCCAGAGGAGGGCAGCCGUUAUGCCGGGAAGGGACACGGAGGCCUUGCUAUAAACUCAUUUAUUCCCGUGACACCUCUCAAAGACGGGACUUUGAGGAAGCCAAAGAAGCCUGUAUGAAGGAUGGAGGACAGCUAGCCAGCAUAGAAACGGAAGAUGAGCAGAGGUUGAUAGAGAACUUCAUUAAAAGCCUCCAGGCAUCUGAUGGUGAUUUCUGGAUUGGCCUCAAGAGGUUGGAGGAGAAACAGGGCAACAGCACAGCCUGCCAGGACCUUUAUGCUUGGACAGAUGGAAGCCUGUCACAGUUCAGGAACUGGUAUAAGGAUGAGCCUUCCUGUGAGAAGGAGGUCUGUGUGACCAUAUACCAUCAGCCAUCAGCGCCUCCUGGCAUCGGGGGCCCAUACAUGUUCCAGUGGAAUGAUGACCGGUGCAACAAGAAGAACAAUUUCAUUUGCAAAUAUUCUGAUGAUAAACCAAGUACAACACCCUCUCUUAGUCCUGGAGGUGAAGCAACUGAGCCAGCAGCACCCAUACUUCCAGAAGAAACUCCGGAAAUAGACACCAAAGAACGCAGAGAGGCUGCUUUGAAUCUUGCCUAUAUCCUAAUUCCCAGUAUUCCCCUUUUCCUCCUACUUGUGGUCACUUCAGCCGUGUGUUGGGUUUGGAUCUGUAGAAGAAAACGGGAACAGACAGACCCUCCCACAAAGGAGCAGCACACCAUUUGGCCCACUCCUCACCAAGAGAACAGCCCUGACCUAGAAGUUUAUAAUGUCAUCAGAAAACAAAGUGAAGCUGAUUUAGCCGAGCCCCGGCCAGAUCUGAAGAACAUCUCCUUCCGGGUGUGUUCUGGGGAAGCCAUGCCCGAUGACACGUCUUGUGAUGAAAACAUGGCUGUAAACCCUUCAGAAAGUGGGUUUGUGACUUUGGCAAGUAUGGAGGGUAGAUUUGUGACCAAUGACAUCUAUGAAUUCUCCCCUGACAGAAUGGGGAGGAGCAAGGAGAGUGGAUGGGUAGAAAAUGAAAUAUAUUACUAAGACAUAUGAAAAAACCAGCAAGAAUGUAAAAAGAGAAGGAAAAGCGUCCAAUUUCUUACAAAGACGAUAUUCAGAAGGCUUAUGAGAAGGUUCAGCUCAGGUCUUAGGGGCAAGCACAGCAUUACAAGUUCCUUCUGGGUCCCCAAGUUCUGGCUGCACUCCCUAUCCGGGAGCCUCGUCCAGCUCAGCCUCCUCCAAGGCACCUCACCCAAGGGGCUGCUGCACAGCAGACCCUCAGAGAAAGCCAGUGGCUUCCAACUGACAUUCAAGAGCUGGUGCUUUCCCUGGUCAGGAUUAAGGUGUGACCAGGGAGCUUGGAAAGCCCACCUCUAGGCUCUGUUUUCCUUGCUCUGUACAUCAGUGCAGGCAAUCACAAAGACACAAAUGGUGGAAUCCUCUCAAAGCCUCUGUAUGGAAGCCCCAGGCUGGCCUGCACAUCAACAAUUCCCAACCUGCAUCCCACCCCUACACCUGGAAAAAAAAGUCAAUAAAAAGCAGGAAGCAGAA